Messenger RNA from Eutrema salsugineum, 1235 nucleotides. Its product is annotated as zinc finger MYM-type protein 5-like. The coding region runs from base 117 to 1235 and encodes 372 amino acids. NCBI's taxonomy places the organism in Eukaryota, Viridiplantae, Streptophyta, Magnoliopsida, Brassicales, Brassicaceae. The record is from RefSeq and is a predicted model, not a curated record. The transcript has 2 exons.
UGGGAAAAGGAAGAAAGGUUUAAUCUGAAACCCUAAAGCGACGACAAAAGAGAGUUCACUGCCGCAACGACUGAUUCGGUGACUGAUUUUCCAUUUUCCGUUCAGGAAAGGGAAAAAUGACACCGUUGGGGAUUAGAAAGCAACCAAGUGGAGCUGAAAAAAGAAAAAGGAGAAAGAAAAUACAAGAAUUUGUCAAGUCGCAAGCCAAUUCUAUGUUGAAGUUCCUCAAGAAACCCGAAAAUUCUACUGAAACCAUCGGUGCUCAAAGAAAUAACAGAGAUGAUACUGGUCAGAGUAAAGUUGCUCCUGAGAAUUUGGAUGGGGGUAAAGAGAAUGAUGAGGAAGAAGAGGUUGUGUAUCAAAGUGAAAACAAGAAGGAACAUAUCUCUGAAGAUAUGUUUGAUCCUGGGAACUGGAGAAACGUUGAUACGAGAUUGAGAGAAUUAUUGGUUGAAAAAGGUCCAGUGGCAAGGCUACCAAGUGAUUAUCAGUUUCCUAAGGAUGCUAAUGGUAAGCAUUUCUCGCAUGCGUGCUACAUAAGAGUAAUGGCAAAUGGAGAGAAAGUAGACCGAAAAUGGCUGGUUUACUCAAAAGCUAUGGACAAAGUUUUUUGUUUUGGCUGCAAGUUGUUCAUAGAUGAUGAUCAGAAGAAUGUUAGUCAUACUUUGGUAAAUACAGGGUAUAAUGAUCGGGGAAAUGUUUCGACAUUUCUCAAAGAACAUGAAAGAAGUUGUGAUCACAUUCGUUGCGUGACUCGUUGGGCACUGUUGAAGAUAAGUCUACAAAAGAAGAAGGAAUAUAUCUCUGAAGAUAUGUCUGAUCCUGGGAACUGGAGAAACGUUGAUACAAGGUUGAGAGAGAAAUUGGUUGAAAAUGGUCCAGUGGCAAGGGAACCAAGUGAUUAUCAGUUUCCUAAGGAUGCUAAUGGUAAGCAUUUCUCGCACGCAUGCUACAUAAGAGUAUUGGCGAAUAGAGAGAAACUAGAUCGACGGUGGCUGGUUUACUCAAAAGCUUUGGAUAAAGCCUUUUGUUUUUGCUGCAAGUUGUUCAAAGAUGAACAGAAAAACGUUGGUGGUAACUUGGCAACUAGAGGGUACAAUAAUUGGAGAAAUGUUUCUACAAGGCUCAGAGAACAUGAAAGAAGCCAUGAUCACAUGCUUUGCAUGACUCGUUGGAAACAGUUGGAGAUAAGACUACAUAAAGAUCAGAUAAUUGAUAAGCUGAUUAAGUCAUAG